AUCUUUCCACAUAUAGCAGAAGUGCAGUCAGUGCGUCCAGGCCACUCGGAGCUCCGGCAAUCUGUGUGCUCUCUGCAACUCACAUCCUAACUUUCUCUGCCGCGUGAAGCUGCUUGCCAGCCACUGCUGUUGACCAGUUUGGUGAGAAACAUUGGACACGGAGACAACUGGUGUCCUCAUCAUCAAAGAAGUCAGUACUCACGAGGUUCUUCUGGCCAUUCUCAGCCCAAACGUCUUUCUUCUUAAAUCCUCUCAUGGACUCAGCCAAGGAUAUUGAUAUAGUCCCGGAGCACUCCCAGAUCUCCAUUCCAACUGGAUGGAUUGGCAUGGGGAAAGGAGGAUUUCAACCCCUGGCUAAGCAGCAGCUUUGGACGUCUUUCGCUUUCAUCAUGCUCCUCGUCUCCUUGUGGCCAAGAUCAGCGCUUUGCCAGCAGUGCCGGAUUCACCGCUGCAAUACUGAAUACGUGGCCUCAACCUCGACCACCACCGGCCUGCAAGACGAGCAGCCAGCCGACGUGGACUACUGCAUUGCCUUGAGGGCCUACUCCCAGUGUACCAAGAAGACCGCGCGGGCCUGCCGUGGGGACCUUGUCUACCACUCGGCCGUCUUCCGUAUCAAGGAGCUCUUCAGCCAGCACAACUGUUCCAAUGAUGGGCCAACAGCCUCCGCCAAGGCUGCCAACCCCAACCAGCCACCGGCUUCUGAGCUGUGUGACUACGAGAGUCGCUGGGCCGCUGGGUCACCCAAGAAGUUUGUGCACUGUGGAUUAUUUGGAGACCCUCACUUGCGCACCUUUCGGGAUGAGUUUCAGACAUGUAAAGUUGAAGGGGCCUGGCCUCUUAUCGACAACCAGUACCUCUCCGUGCAGGUGACCAAUGUACCUGUGGUACAGGGUUCUAGUGCCACCGCUACUAGCAAGAUUACCGUGAUUUUUAAAAGCUACCUUGGCUGCACAGAACAGAAAGUCUACCAGGCGACCACAGAGGACCUGCCCUCAGCGUUCAUGGAUGGCACCACAAGCGGCGGCACUCAAGAGGCUAACGGGGGCAGUCUGCGCAUAGUGGAGCGGACGGCCUCAGCGACGGGCUUUUCCUCCCAGGUGGAAAUCCAAGCCCGGUACAUCGCCACGUCCAUCAUCGUGCGCCAGGUCGGCCGUUACCUUACCUUCGCCAUCCGGGUACCGGAGGACAUGUUGAAUUUUUCUGAAGAGAACACGGGACUCCAGCUCUGUCUUCAUGGCUGCCCCCGAAAUGAACUCAUCAAAGAGCACACGCUGACUCGCCAGAGCUUCAGCCCACGCCUGCAGGCAGCAGGAGCCCCCCAGAGGCAGGCUUAUACGGUGGAGCACGCCACAGCCAAGUGCCGGGAGAUCCUGCAAGUAGAGGACGUCUAUUUCCAGUCGUGCGUCUUUGAUUUACUGACCACGGGUGACCCGGAGUUCUCCAUGGCCGCUUAUGGGGCACUACAGGACCUGAAGGCCCUACCGCCAAGUAAAUUGAAGCAAAGCCCACCUCGGACUCCAAGGCUGCCGAGUGGUGCGCCGGACAGCAGGAUAUCCACAGGCUCCGUUCUGUGCCUUGGCCUGAUGCUGCUCUUGUUCUGGUGAGGCGUGGGGUUCAAAGAGACUUAAGGUAGAGGAGCAGAGUGUGUGUGUCACUGAAGAAGAGCCUUCCCUUUGUCCUCUUUAUUUUAUUAUACGUGUACAGAAAGUGUGCCAUCUACUGGAAUGAAGAGGAUAUCCAAGUGAGGGGAAAAAAAGAGCUGGAGCAAAGAGGCCAAAGGCGAAGAGUGCAUGAGACCCACGACCUUCUGUAGCCAUGGAGGGAGCUGAACUGAAGUAGUUUUUAAAGCGACAUGGCACUUAAAUGCCAUGUUGUGUGAGUGCGUGCGCCUUCUUAUUUUUCAGUUUGCUUUGCUGAGUUUGUAGGCCUUGUGCUGUGGUGGCUGACUCAUUUGUAUGGGCCUCCAUGACUAUGGGGAGUUUUUAUUUUAUUUUCAACAUUGUGUGUUACAGCAGUGAGGCUUGAAGCCCUGUUCCCAGUUCCACUCUUCUGCUUAUUGCACACUGGAGGCAAUUUUGAAAUCUACCUUGUCAUUUUGGAAAAGCUACAAUCAGGGAGCAUUCUGGGAACUUCUCAACUCCAUUCAGGCCACAACAAUGGCACAGUGGCUAGUGCUGCUGCCUCCUAGCUCCGGAGAUUGGGGUGCACAUCCCAGCCCAGUCAGGACGUGAAGAUAGAUGCAGAAUUGAGAAACUCCACUCAGGCAGGGUGCUUGGCCAAGAUUUUAACCCAAUCACAGGUAGCAUCACAUUGUACGACUUUUCCAGCAAUUUCUUUUCAGUUGCUUACAUCAUUUAUAUAAUAUUAGUAAGUUGGAUGCCAUUGUGUAGUCUGACAUCCCCAGGAACUCAGUCUUGAGCAGUCUGAAACUUUCCCCAGUCAAACGAGUUUAGGGACAGGCUUUGUGUAUUGUGACCUUUAGGGGACAAAACAGCAACUUGGACACAACAUCACAGAUACAAUUCCCAGGUUCAAAGAUUUAUUACAAGAAAAAUAAUAUCACAAGGAGCCUUCUUGUAAAGUACAGCACAUAAACACAAUACUCUUCUACCUUUCGCCUUACCUCCACUACUCCCAAACGAGCUUUGCCCUCUUUCACUCGACUCCAAACUCCCCUGGGCGAGGCAGGGCAGUUCCUUUUAUCUAAGACCUGGGAGUACUUGCGGUGCUAGGACUCGGUCCAUUGGAAGCACUUCUGGGUCAGGUGGAAGUUCCAUAAAGUAGGGAUUGUAAAUCCCUGCAUUGCCUGCUGGUGGUGCCCAUGGAUCCCAACAGGGCUGUAGCUCAGGACUCAAGUUCCCUGCAUGCCAUAUUGGUAUCUGAAAAGGAACUGAAGCCCAGGGACACUGCUCUUCUUCCCUGAUUCUUCCAUUGUGCUGGCUUUCUAAACAGGUGAGGGUCCCAUUUCCCAGAACAACCUGAUGGUAGAUCCACCCUUAGCCACAGGGUACUUCAUUCUAAUCCAGUUAACUCUUUAUUCUCCUUUCUUACAUUUAUACUUUUAUGAUUAGUACUAUCAUUUAACUUACCACUUAAAGCAUAGAGGAGAGGGAGGUGCAUGCAGAGGUUUCUGCAAGCCCCUCACGCAGAGGGCUGCCAUCCUACACACGUGCAAUCAGCCAGUAGCAGCGACUUCCUUGCCCACGCACACAGCCUGUUGUUUUUUCAUUAACUUGUUUUGGGGAUCUGUUUGCCAUUUCUGUGAAAAACAGAAAAAUCCAUAAAAUCUACAUGUUGGUAUAACUGCUGUCUGUUACAGGGUUCUUACCUGACUAGUGAUUUAUUUUUUUUUAUUGUCGCCUAUCACUUAAACUAAUUAGUAGCUGAAAUCGCAAAGAAAUUUUCUUCCAUGUUUUAAACUUACCUGUUACCACUUAAAGCAUCGAGGAGAGGGAGAUAUAUGCAGAGGUUUCUGCAGACCCCUCACUGGACUUGCAGAUAGAGGGCUACCAUCCCAUACACACGCAGUCGGCCAAUAGCAGCGAGUUCCUUGCCUGCACACACAAUCUGAUGUUUUCUCUUUAACUCGUUUUGGGGAUCUGUUUGCCGCUUCUGUGAAAAACAGAAAAAUCCACUAAAUAUACAUGUUGGUAUAAACGCUGUCUGCUGCGGGAUCCUUACCUGACUAAGGGAUAGGCAACAAUCAAAAAAUAAUAAAACACUAAACUAAUCAGUAGUUUAAACCGCAAAGAACAUUUCUUCUGUUUUAAAGUGAAUGUUUAUCUUAAGUCUCCAAAGCUUUUUAAUGGGAGAUUUGGGAACUUUAAAACUGUGCGUGGAGAAAUCUGUUUAAUAUCUUGACGAAAAUUGAAUUGUCCUCACAAAUCUCCUUGAAGAAUAAGUGUGCUACAUUUUGAUCAAGUGGUCCAUGGGAGGACGGAGUUGUUUCAUGAGGACAGACAGACAUGGCUAUCACAAUAGGUGCUUUGUGCAUUAUAUUCAAACACACCUAAAAAAAGAACAAAAGAUUGGUGAAGCUGAACUCGGCGUACCUGUUAGCUUAACGCACGGGUACCAACAUGGUCAGGCAGCACGUUAUUGGCUGUCAGAAAAUGGGCCGAGCUUACUCUGGAUAUGUGAAACUGUGCUGGAAAGUCGUCAUGGGGUCGUCUAUUUUAGCAUACAGUGUGAAAACCUACCCGUGUAGAUCAGUGGCUUCAGUCAUCAAAGUAGCACUGUCAUGUAUUGUGACAUUGGCUUUAGAGGUAGUAACACCACUGUGCCACGUGUUGCAGGCUUUAAUAAUAAUGCCUUAUUUCCUCGUCUGGACCCCAAAACAUCUUGCAAAUUUUCUCACCCAACAUUUCUGGACAGACUCAAAGUAAAACAACUGGCACUGGUAUAUGGAUAUGUCUAAAUGUCCCAAAGGGGCACCAUUUUGCUUCCAACUAAUCCUGAUCCACCUGAUUUAAACAACUGUGACCUCCUGUUUGAGAUGGGUGCCACAUUUAAGGGCAGCCAGUGGUUUUCUUUGUAUCAGCAAAACUGUAACCUUGGUCAGUCGAUUUAGGCAAACAGUGGAGUGAGUGUGAGUGUGCCAUACAGAGGACUGACACCCUGUCCAAAGUCCAUUCAUGCCUUGUUCCCAUCGCUGCCUAGAUAACUCCCCGUGACUCUGAACUGGUACAGCGGGUUAGGAAGUGAAUGAAUGGACAGGCCCCUCUGCCCCCUUUAACGGGACACGGAACGAGGCUGGGCCUGCAGUCAGAAUUAAUAGACCGUUUCGGAAAUGAGUAAGCACAACCAACAGUUUCUGGAGGACCUUCUGUUUUCUUGAUACUGAUCACCCAUCCAUUUUAGUGAAGGGUUGAAAGGAACCUGGAGUUUAUUUCAGCACACAAAGUGUGCAAGGCAGGAGUAACAUCUGGAUAGGGCGCCAGUCCAUCGCAGGGUGAACACACACUUGUGCACACACACCCACAAAUCAGGGGCCAAUUUAACAAUGCCAGUUCAAUGACCUACAUGUGUUUGGACUGAGGGAGGAAACCACCUUAAGAUGACCACCUUACCAAGGAGCCCAUAACUGAGAAUCCACAAGAAGUGGAAGGAAACCUGAAGCAAUCUGCUUGAAUUGAAGCCCAGGGGUUUGUGUGUGUUUUCUGCUUUUUGGUUUCUGCUCCGAUUCAGAAAUGGGCAAAUGAGCAAAGCAGAAACGACAUGUCUCUAGGCACCUUCCUCUAGCUAUAGCUAUGUUGACAAGAUUAAAAAGAUAAUUAAAAAGAAAAAAGAUUAUACAUUAAUAUAUUACAAGAGUGUAUAUAUGUGUUGUAUAAUGUGUACAUUUGCUGUAUAUACAGUUGUUGAACGAUA
Molecule: messenger RNA, 5373 nt
Organism: Erpetoichthys calabaricus (reedfish)
Lineage: Eukaryota; Metazoa; Chordata; Cladistia; Polypteriformes; Polypteridae
Gene: rgmd
Product: RGM domain family, member D
Exons: 5
Coding region: 255-1607 (450 amino acids)
Biological process (GO): BMP signaling pathway
Cellular component (GO): plasma membrane
Molecular function (GO): coreceptor activity
Source: RefSeq, a predicted model, not a curated record